CCCAAAGCGAAAAAUGCAAAGAAAGCAUGCUGAUGGCGGCCGCAGAGGAAUCUGUGAGUAUGUUAUCUUGCCCUUCCCUCAUCCUGUUCGUCAAGGGAACUGCUGCGGAUGCUGCAGAAAUCAACAGAUAUGACAUCAUCUGACAAAUGAGGGAAAAGGAAAUGAAUUUUUGGUGAAGCUGGAAACUUUCAAACCAAAUGUGUGUAUUCCUAGUUUGACUGACAUGGUGACAAUCUGAAACGGACAAUUUAGAAAUCCAUGUGGGACAAUUGACAUGUGAGCCGAAAAAUAAGAGAAGCAUCCAACCACAAUCAAUGCAUUGAGUUGUG
This is a messenger RNA of Rubroshorea leprosula, 329 nucleotides long. Lineage: Eukaryota; Viridiplantae; Streptophyta; Magnoliopsida; Malvales; Dipterocarpaceae. The record is from the annotation of a GenBank genome assembly.